AUGGAGGGUGACAAUGUGGAACAAGGAGCUCCUCCCCAAGCUCUGAUUGACCCUUUGGCUGAGAAUGUAACAAUUGCGGAGUUUAGGUCAGCUUUCCAAAUGUUAGUACAAGUUAUGACGACACAGGCUAACAGAGAGGUGGUAGCUGCCAUGAACCCAAUUGUGGGUAUGACCGCUUCAAGAGUGAGGGAUUAUGCAAGAAUGAACCCUCCAGAAUUUCAUGGCUCCAAAGUGGAGGAGGAUCUUCAAAGGUUUAUCAACGAGGUUUUUCCCCUUGAAUUGAGGGAAGCAAAGGUGCAAGAGUUUGUUAAACUUCUUCAAGAAAGUAUGAGUGUUGAGGACUAUGCUCUAAAGUUCAAUCAACUCUCCAAGUAUUCUCCAACUAUGGUGGCAGACUCAAGGGCUAAGAUGAGUUCUUCAAAUGCUUCUCCUAAGCUUAACAAGGAUAGGGUGUCUAACCCUAAACCUCACGGAGGUGAUGGAGGUGACUCUUCUAUGGCUAGGUCUACAUGUGUUAAAUGUGGGAAGAAACAUAAUGGAAACUGCCUAGCCAGAACGGACAAUUGCAAUAGUUGUGGCAAGAGUAGACACAAGAUGAGAGAUUGGUCGAUGUUCAAGGUUAAGGGGAGAGAGGGAAAGCAAGCCCCUCCUAGCGGUUCAAACUUCAAUGCUCUGAAACAAAACCACGUUUAUGCUCUUCAAUCUCUAGGUGACCUAGAGAGAUCCCCAGAUGUAGUCACUAGUCUGUUAAAAGUUUUUCUUCAUGAUGUGUAUGCUUUGUUAGAUCCCGGUGCUACUUUAUCAUUCGUGACGCCAUAUGUGGCGAUGAGAUUUGAUAUUCCCUCAGAAGUGCUAUUAGAAUAUUUUUCUGUCAAUACCCCUGUUUAUAACUCUGUGGUGGCUAAGAGAGAGGAGAUGAGCGUUAAUAGAAGUAAUGGUAGCCUAGUGGCCCACGAAGACGACAUUGCAAAUCUCAAUGAUAGCAAUGACCCAAACCAAGUGGGUGGUGUUGGUGCCGUUCGUUUAUCUCCAGCUGAAAGAAACACUAUUUUCACUUCACCAACACCAUGCUUCAGCUCCUUCAACUGA
Molecule: messenger RNA, 1089 nt
Organism: Solanum verrucosum
Lineage: Eukaryota; Viridiplantae; Streptophyta; Magnoliopsida; Solanales; Solanaceae
Exons: 4
Coding region: 1-1089 (362 amino acids)
Source: RefSeq, a predicted model, not a curated record